Alternaria triticimaculans is the source of this 1329-nucleotide messenger RNA. RefSeq lists its product as uncharacterized. The transcript is spliced from 3 exons. The record is from RefSeq and is a predicted model, not a curated record. Lineage: Eukaryota; Fungi; Ascomycota; Dothideomycetes; Pleosporales; Pleosporaceae. The coding region runs from base 1 to 1329 and encodes 442 amino acids.
AUGCCAAUCGACAGCACUCCCACUCUCUCGUCCGGGUUCGCCGGCGAAGAGUUCAUCAACAAUCUCGGCAGUGAUCUGGCACCUCUUCUGACGCUAUUCGGAGAACAAGUCACGAAACAGUUUCUCAGCAUGUCACUCGGUUGGGCGGAUCAUUUUCUGCUCGCUGUUGGCCCAUUGGGAAUCAUUACAACGGUCGUUUCGGCAAUCCGAGUCAAAAGUGCACGAGAAAAGCUAGCGACAGCAGAGCUAGAGCUACUCUCUUCGACAUCAGAUGCCACUUCGGAACUCUGGACCGAGGAAGGAAUCGUUCGUCAACCAGGCCACGCUACGAUCCUUGAGAUGGUGACCUAUAAAAAGACGUCCACCAAGAUGGCCUCAAGUCAGAUUGAACCCGAGCUUGAGGCCCUGAGUGAGACUCAUAUCGGCGAUCUUAGUGAAGCCUACAACGUAGGAGUUCUCAGCCCUGCCCAGGAAGGCCGUUGGAGGAGAUUCAAAGCUUUGGUAGGGAAGUUCGAGCGGAUGUUCUGGUCAGCCUUUUCGAUUCCAAGCCAAACAAAGACUCCAAAGGAUCUCGUUGAAUUGCACGAGGGCAUCGUUAUGAUGAAUGCGAAAAUUGCGAUAUGCGAGGAGAAUCUGGACGAGCUUGCACAACGAGCUGAAAUUGAUAUGCUCACGGAACGCGCUGGAUCGGAUUCAGGUCAGAAUGCAUGGAGUGCAGAUCAUCACGAUCUAGCGGAUGCGGUCAUUGCAAAACAAAGAAAAGAAACUGACCGAUUGAUCAUUAACACCGCUUUUUUGACUGGUGUUGCACAGGAUCUUGUCAGAAGGCUUGCCAACCAGCCACCGAACCUCAUACUCAACGUACACAACACGUUUCCAAAGAGCGGAGAGCUAUGGGCUUUUGUAAUGAUUGGGAUGGCUUUGCAGUUCGUUGCUGUGGCAAUACCCGCAAUCAUGACCUAUCACUGGAAAGAACCGGAGGACACGAAGCCUGUUCAAGACUACGCAUAUCCAACAUUCUUGCUAGGAACAUGCUUACUCUUUGUGAGCAUAGCACUAUGCUCGUAUAUCAUCGAGGCAACGACUGUUGAGCAGGUGUUCACACCAACUGACGGUUAUGAAGUGGGGACCAUCUUCCGGUUACAACUGCAACAGAAUAUGGGCGAUCAGCCCUUUAACACAUAUCUCAUCUUGAACCAUGCCGAAGACAAAAAGAUUCUGACUUCGAGGUACGACCCUGCACAGCAGGCAGGAAAGUCAAGAGCCAAAACUCAGAAAUCGAUUGUCAUUAUUGCUGUCGAAACAGGCCAGUCAAGUGGUCGCACAUAA